UCGCCGCACCACACCGCCCCUCACCAUCAUCACCAUUCACCAACGCAACGCCCAAAGCUCCCCCAAACGGUAGGAGACAGACAGCAGCAGGCCGCAGGACUCCUCCUCCUCCUCCUCCUCCCUCUACGCACCCACCGAGAUCCUUCCCGGCUUCCUGUGCAAAGGAGAAUCUCCAGUUCUUCGGCCCCGGCCUAAGUUUUUGAGUGUUGCUUGCCCUGCCGCCGGAGUUUUCCUCUACCCCGAAGUCGAAUCGGCUAAGAAGUUGAUGGGAUCGGGGGAACACUUGGGGAAGGUUGUGUGAGAUCGCCAAGGGGACCGUGUGAAUUCCUGAGAGGGCUGCGGCGAUUCGGCUGCACGGCUGUAUGAACUGUUUCGUGAACCUGGGACUCAACUCGAACUCGAACCACUACGUCGCCUGCCUCCUCAUCUUCCUGCUGCAUUUCUCCCCCCAGUUGUUAAAUCCAUCCAAUUCUAAUUCAAAUUCAAGUAGUAAUUGUGAAGGAGAAGAAGAACAGAGCUUCACAGAUGGCGAACAACAGUUCAUUUGGUGAAAAUGCUAGGAGAAAGCCACACACACCAACCGCUAUUGUUAUUGGUGGUGGGUUUGCAGGUCUUGCUGCUGCAGAUGCGCUCAGAAAUGCCUCCUUCCAGGUUAUUCUUCUGGAAUCCCGUGAUAGGAUUGGUGGCAGAGUUCACACUGACUACUCGUUUGGGUUUCCAGUCGAUCUGGGAGCAUCUUGGCUUCAUGGCGUCUGUGAAGAAAAUCCCUUAGCACCAAUAAUUGGAAGGCUUGGGCUUCCACUGUACCGCACAAGUGGAGAUGAUUCUGUGCUGUUUGAUCAUGAUCUGGAGAGUUAUGCACUCUAUGACACUAAUGGACGUCAAGUACCACAAGAGUUGGUAGAAAAGAUUGGGAAGGUGUUUGAGACCAUACUGGAAGAGACUGGCAAAUUGAGGGAAGGAACCAAUGAAGAUAUGUCUAUUGCAAAAGCCAUUGCAAUUGUUAUGGAUAGAAAUCCACACUUCAGGCAAGAAGGGAUUGCUCAUGAGGUCCUUCAGUGGUAUUUGUGCCGUAUGGAGGGUUGGUUUGCCACCGACGCUGAUUCAAUUUCACUACAGGGUUGGGAUCAGGAGGUGCUGCUGCCAGGUGGUCAUGGCCUCAUGGUUCGUGGAUAUCGUCCGGUUAUAAAUACUCUUGCGAAAGGCUUAGAUAUACGCCUCAACCAUAAGGUUGUGGAAAUUGUUCGCCACAGGAACAGGGUAGAGGUUACUGUAAGCAGUGGCAAAACAUUUGUUGCGGAUGCUGCAGUGGUCGCUGUUCCGUUGGGUGUCCUGAAAGCACAAACCAUUAAAUUUGAGCCGAGGCUGCCAGACUGGAAAGAAGAAGCAAUUAGAGAACUUACAGUUGGAAUUGAAAACAAAAUUGUUCUUCACUUCGGCCAGGUUUUCUGGCCUAACGUGGAGUUCCUCGGCGUCGUUUCCUCUAGCACGUAUGGUUGCAGCUAUUUCCUCAACCUUCACAAGGCAACAGGCCACCCUGUCCUUGUUUACAUGCCUGCUGGCCGCCUUGCUCGUGACAUCGAGAAAAUGUCAGAUGAGGCUGCUGCCCAGUUUGCCUUUUCUCAGUUGAAGAAGAUCCUUCCCAAUGCAGCUGAGCCGAUAAAUUACCUGGUGUCACACUGGGGCUCAGACGAGAACUCACUUGGUUCCUACACGUUCGAUGGGGUGAACAAACCCCGGGACCUGUACGAGAAGCUGCGCAUCCCCGUGGACAACCUGUUCUUCGCGGGUGAGGCGACGAGUCUCAAGUACACGGGCACGGUGCACGGCGCCUUCUCCACUGGUGUCAUGGCGGCCGAGGAGUGCAAGAUGCGGGUUCUGGAGCGGUUCAGGGAGCUGGACAUGCUGGAGAUGUGCCACCCUGCCAUGGGCGAAGACAGCCCCGUCUCUGUCCCGCUGCUCAUCUCCCGGCUGUAAGCGGAUGAGCAGUUGUCGUUGUCUAUUGGAUCGGCACCUGAGAGUAGGCUGGACGUCCCACUGAUUGCCGGAGGGAAGCAGGCAGUUCAUGGAGAAAGAGACUCCCCCUUGCCUCUCCUCGGCAUGAGGCAUGUGCUAGCGUUACUUGUGGCGUGCCAUAUAUUAUUGAACUUGUGUGUGUGUGGGAACCCUUAUGUAUAUUGUGGGUCUGUGAGACUGUUCAUGUAACACGAGUUAUCAUGCCCGUCUUCGUAGGAAAAGAUACCGUAUGUAUGAUGAACACUUGUAAUAAUAAUAUAAUAUACAUAAUAUAUGGAACUCAACUAUUUGGAGUAUUGAGGGCUU
This is a messenger RNA of Sorghum bicolor (sorghum), 2322 nucleotides long. Its product is annotated as probable polyamine oxidase 2. The record is from RefSeq and is a predicted model, not a curated record. The transcript has 11 exons. Gene Ontology annotation, biological process: polyamine catabolic process. Gene Ontology annotation, cellular component: peroxisome. The coding region runs from base 526 to 1977 and encodes 483 amino acids. Lineage: Eukaryota; Viridiplantae; Streptophyta; Magnoliopsida; Poales; Poaceae. Gene Ontology annotation, molecular function: polyamine oxidase activity.